CAUUCAACCGCAUGGUGAAAUAAAAUAGUGUGCUCACAUUCAAAGAACGUGGCGUGACACAGUGAUGACUGUUCACUCACCACAUUAUAAAUACCUUAGUAUCUAUGAAACGUUUACCCGGUGCAGACUGCAACUAAACUUUUAACUGUAAAUCAGACAUUUGUACAUAGUGCUCCAAAGUGUAACGGGACGGCAAACGAAAAUAUUAACAAAAAUAAUUAUUUAAAUAAUUUCCUUAUUCCAUAUUUUAAAAAAAAAAUAAAUCAGUUGUUAUUUUCAAUAACCUGUUUUAGUAAAAUACAAAAAAAAAAAAGUCGUACAAUUAACAAGGUCAAGUUCACGAACAGGUUUUCGAAAAUUACUUACAACACACUGUCAGGCGAUUUAUCAAAGUAGAUAAUAUGGCUACGAUACAGCCAGUUACCAAUGGGAUUCUAAAUGGCUUCACGAAAAAAGAAAAGAUAAUAACCAUGGAUAAUGUUCAGUAUCUCAGAGCGAGCGAAACAGGACUCGAUGGUCCCGAUCAAGUUUUAUAUUCAGAGGUGGAUACGACAACUGCAGCUAAUGGACGAAUAAGAAUAAAAGUGGAAAAAAAUAAUGUAAUUGAAUCAAUCUCAGUUCCUGGACUUUUAAAAAAAAUAGCUAAAAAUUAUCCUGAAAAUAUUGCUCUUGUAUCGAGACCUGAACCAAGUGGCAAAAGAAUUAGUUACACAUACAAGGAAUAUGAAACGCAAGUGAGAUUAGUGGCCAAAGCAUUUAUAAAAUUGGGUUUGGAACGACAUCAUAGCGUUUGUAUUUUAGGAUUUAAUAGUCCACAAUGGUUUAUAGCAGAUGUGGCUGCAAUUUAUGCAGGAGGAUUUGCUGCAGGAAUUUACACAACAAAUUCACCUGAAGCAUGUCAAUAUUGUGCCGAGAGUAGUCGUGCAAAUAUAAUAGUAGUAGAAGAUGCUAAACAAUUGGAAAAAAUUUUAGAAAUUAAAAAAAAUCUUCCUCAUUUAAAAGCAAUUAUUCAAUACGAGGGAAUAGUCAAAGACAAGAGUGUAUUAAGUUGGCACGAUGUCGUCGAAAUGGGAAAGAAGGAAUCUGACGAUAAAUUGGAAUCAAUUCUUAGAACAAUGGGAGUUAAUGAAUGUUGCACUUUAGUUUAUACGUCAGGAACAGUUGGAAAUCCAAAGGCUGUAAUGUUGAGUCACGAUAAUAUUUUAUAUGACGCACGAGUGAUUAUUGACUCUAUUGGAGUUAAAAAUGGCAGCGAAGUUGUAGUGAGCUUUCUACCUUUGUCUCAUGUUGCUGCGCAGUUGGUUGAUAUAUUUGCGACAAUGAUGAUUGGUGCCACGGUUUAUUUUGCUGAUAAAAAUGCCCUAAAAGGUAGUUUAGUUAAUACAUUGGUGGAAGCAAGGCCUACAAUUUUUCUUGGUGUACCAAGAGUAUGGGAGAAGAUUUAUGAAAAAAUGCAAUUGGUUGCACGCAAUAAUGGUCCAAUAAAAAGUUGGAUUGCAAGUUGGGCAAAAGCUCAAGGACUUUUUUAUAAUAUGAAUAAAAUGAAUGGUAUUGAUUAUCGACAUUGGGGAUAUUUAUUUGCCAAAUGGCUUGUUUUUAAUAAGGUGAAGGGAGCAUUGGGCUUUGAUAGAUGUAAUCUUUUUGUCACCGCCGCCGCACCACUUGGUAUUGAAAUCAAAAAAUAUUUUAUGAGCCUCGAUAUUCCCAUUCUAGAAGCGUACGGUAUGUCCGAAUGUAGCGGUGCUCAUGCCUUAAGCCUCAACGAUCGUUACAGAUUGGGAAGUGUUGGUCCUACUCUUAAGACAUUAAAUUCAAAAUUAGACAAUUUAGAUAAUACAGGUGAAGGAGAAAUUUGCAUGGGUGGUCGUCAUGUUUUUAUGGGGUACUUAAAUGAGCCUGAAAAGACACGUGAAGCCAAGGAUGAUAAAGGAUGGCUACAUAGUGGCGAUUUAGGUAGAAUAGAUGGCGAUGGAUAUCUCUAUGUCACGGGGAGAAUUAAGGAACUUAUAAUUACUGCCGGUGGUGAGAAUGUGCCUCCAAUUCACAUUGAACAUUUAGUGCUAGCAGAAUUGCCAGCGUUGAGUAAUGCAAUGUUAAUUGGUGAUAGAAGAAAAUUCCUAACAAUUCUAGUCACUUUAAAGACUGAAAUGAAUAUUGAUACGGGUGAACCUUUAGACACAUUGUUGCCUGAUACAAAAACGUGGCUUAAAUCAAUUGGAAGCAAAGCAACGACACUUUCAAAUAUAAUAGAAACUCGUGAUCCAUUGGUGUAUAAAGAAAUAGAAAAAGCUAUCGAAAGGGCAAAUGAAAAAUCGAUAAGCAAUGCACAGAAGGUGCAAAAAUUCCAAUUAUUACCACAUGACUUUUCCGUUCCCACUGGUGAAUUAGGUCCAACGUUAAAAGUAAGACGAAAUAUAGUUCAAAAAAUUUAUUCAAAUUUAAUAGAAGAAAUGUAUAAGUAAAUUCAACUUUUUCUUUUAAAUUUAAAACACGAUAAGUUGAUAAAUCAAAUUAGAUACGAAAAAUAUGCCGGGUUCCAUAUAAUUUUAUUUUCAAUUUCAAUUAACAAGAAUUGUAUCUUUUUUUUUUUUGUUUUUAUUUACUUUAAUUUAAAAUCACAUUUGUGAUUUCAAAUAAAUUUUUUUUGAAAAGACAAGGCUCUAGUCUAGGCUUUGAAAUAUAUAUAAAUAUGAAAUGCAAUUUUAUAAAUGUACGUAUGAAUCAAUACGCCAAUAUUAGUUUUUACACAAAAUCGAGGAACAUUUUUCUUUAUUAUUAUUAUUUUUUUUUUUAAAUUAAUAUUUAUAAUUGAAAUUAAAAAUUUAUUUAAUAUUUUGAGAUUUAUUUUAUCAAAUGAUUAUGUAUAAUUAUUUUAAAUUUAUUAUUUGGAAAUUUGUACGAGACUUCAUUAUCUCGAAUACUCAUGAUGAUGAUCGAUGUUUCUCUAUAUAAAAUAUAAUAAUCGUUAAAAAAAAGACCUUGUUAUAAAAUUGUAAAUAAUUUCCACGGAAAAAUUCUUUUGUGUUAAAAAAGAAUUUUUCUGAAACAAGGUUCUUUUUUUUCAUUUAAUCGUCGAUGAAAAAGCAACUGAACGAUAAUGUGCUUUUGAAAAAGUCCAGUCUAAUCUUAAAAAAAAAAAAUAACAUAACAUAACGUGCCUUGUUGCUGAAAGAAGGGGUGGGUUAAAAAUCAAUUUUUCAUUGACGAGAGUCAAAAACUCAAAAAAUCAUGCAGUAUUUGAAGUUAUAAAAAAAAAAUUGCACAAUUUUUUCUGGAUGAAUUUAAAAAAAAAAAUGGCGUAUAAAUAAAUUCAAGGUUGAGGAUUGUUUAUUUAUUCUUUAAAAUGAAAACUGUGAUCGACGAACAAUUUAAAUUAGAAGUUUUUGCAAUAUAUAUGUAAUAUUAUAUAUUAUAUAUAUGUAUUUGCGAAUUUGUACUUAAAAAAUUUCGUUUGUACAAAAAAGCAAUUAGAGAUGAAAAAAAAGAGCAAAAAUUUUACGAAAAGUUUUGUUUCUAUUUAAAAGCUUUUAUGUAAUAGUUAAGGAUAAUUCUAAAUACUUUUUUAUACUCAAUGCAAUUCCAAAAAGAAUUGCAUUUUUAUAUAGAAAAUGAAAAAUUGCUUAUAAGAACAAUUCGUAAUUAAUAUUUAAGGGUCCAAUUAACGGAUUUUACUGUCGUCGACCACACAUAUCAUUAUUGAAGGAUACUAUUUAGACAAAAUAAAAUUUAAAAAAACUCCGCGAAAUAGUUGAUUUUUUUUUCUUUAACGACAGCGAAUAUGGUAUUAACCACUUUUAUUGUAGUAAAAAUGUCAAAAUUAAAAUAGUCAAUAAAUGGUGACAGGCCAAUCAGUGUACUUUUAUUUUAUGGAGCAGCAUUUUGAAAUUUUAAUCGAAAUCUGUUUUUUUUUUUUUUUUUUUAAAAUAAAAAACAAUGUUUGAAUGACAAUAAUUGAGUAUAAGCCGCAAUCAAAAUGUAAUCUCGAUAGCUAUUUAAGAAAAAUUGGUAAUGCUCCAUUGCAAAUAAUAAUGUACAUAUGUAAUAUUCAUAAUUAAAUUUUCUUGUUAA
Molecule: messenger RNA, 4068 nt
Organism: Leptopilina boulardi
Lineage: Eukaryota; Metazoa; Arthropoda; Insecta; Hymenoptera; Figitidae
Gene: bgm
Product: very long-chain-fatty-acid--CoA ligase bubblegum
Exons: 12
Coding region: 402-2462 (686 amino acids)
Cellular component (GO): endoplasmic reticulum; membrane
Molecular function (GO): long-chain fatty acid-CoA ligase activity
Source: RefSeq, a predicted model, not a curated record